Messenger RNA from Bacidia gigantensis, 2976 nucleotides. RefSeq lists its product as uncharacterized. Gene Ontology annotation, biological process: protein phosphorylation. The transcript is spliced from 2 exons. Bases 1 to 2976 code for a protein of 991 amino acids. The record is from RefSeq and is a predicted model, not a curated record. Lineage: Eukaryota; Fungi; Ascomycota; Lecanoromycetes; Lecanorales; Ramalinaceae. Gene Ontology annotation, molecular function: ATP binding; protein kinase activity.
AUGUCAACAUUGCCGUUGGCGAUGUCCAGCAAGAAAGACACUAUCCGCUUUAUGAAGCGACAGAUCGAGAGUGGGAUGAUACUGUCUGAAUCCGGGCGCUAUUUUCUCCCCGAUUUUGCCCUUGAAAGUAUUUUCACGAUACAGAAUAUCGAGAGAGCCGUCAACGAGUUGCAUUGCGAUGCACACGAACGCAUUGGGUUGGCUCGGAAAAUUUUUGAAGAAGCAGUCCGAACAUUUGCAAUCCUAGUGAGGUGUGGAGAGGAGUAUUCAAUCAUAUCCUUUCGUGAGCACGGUGUCACGGAUAGUAGCCUUCCGUUGAGUGAAGAGUGCGCAGUCCGAAUAACCGGCGAAUUUGGUGCUAUAUUUGCAUCCGAAUACCAAUGGCAGUUCCUGCCCUUCGUGUUCCGAAAAGAGAUGAGCGAAUUUCACACUCAGAUCAAUAAGAGAAGAAUUCUCCCCUAUCUCGAUGCCUCCCAAUAUAUAUCCGGUGGUGCGUCUGGGGACGUGUCGAGGGUUCAACUAUUUCCUUUGCUUCAACAAUUUAUGCCCAUUGCGAGUAAGCAUGUCUGGGUUAUUAGGAAGAAAAUAAGGGUUCAAGAAGGCCAGAGCAAAGAGAGUUAUGAGAAGGCAUUUCGGAAUGAGCAACGCUGCUUAGUACUUCUCAAUCGUCUAGAGCAUCCUAACAUCGUUCGUCUACUUGCUUCAUACUCAUAUGGCGGCGAACACUAUUUUCUAUUUUCUGCUCUUGAUAUGAACCUCGAAGAGUUUCUUGAAAUGGAGACCCCAGUUGCACGAUUCGAGCAUUCGAUUACAUUCUACGCGGCGUUGGAAGGUUUGGCUUCGGCACUUCGCCAUACACAUAACUUACACCUUGAAGGGAAUAGACAUGGGAUUGACUUUGACGGCGUUGGAUACCAUCAUGACCUUCGGCCUGCGAAUAUACUCGUAAGCUCAGAGACGUUCAUUCUCGCAGAUUUUGGUCUUGGUAAGUUUAAAACAGCGGACCUACCGUCUCAAACGCGAUGGAAGGCUGGCACGGACGACUAUCUUGCACCUGAGUGUAUGGAUGAAAAUCUUGUGCAUCAGAAUGUGGGCAGAGCAAUCGAUGUCUGGGCUUUUGGGUGUCUCAUAGUUGAGGUGAUUACGUAUAUGAAGGAAGGUGCUCGUAGCCUGAAAGACUUUCGUCAAUCACGAUUAAGUCCUGGACGCGACCCGCAAUGGUCAGACCACUCCUUCUUUGGUAAGGAAGGGAUUAUCAAGCCGAAAGUCCAGAUAUGGUUGACAAGGUUGAUGGCUGGUGCCUUGACCUCCUCCCCUCUUGCCAUGCUAGCAAGACUAGCGGGAAGGGCAUUAAAAGGGGACCCUUACGAUCGUCCCAAGAUGGCGGAUCUAUGUGUUGAGAUUACAUUCAUCAGCCUCAAAGCUCACUUCGGUGCUGUUCGCUCCUUGUUCCAAGCUCAUGUAGAGCGAUGUGCUCGCCCAAUUGAUCGGCCAUCAAUGGGGAUGACGCUGUGGUUUGAACAGGAGCGCUUCCUCACCUUUGGUCAAAUAUUAGGCCUACAUGAUGACGACCCGACACUCUCACUUAUCCAAGAUUUGGCCCACCUUCAUAAUGAUAUCCGAAAGAUCAUGACUAGGCUUUAUUUUGAAUUCAAAGACCAUGAUCACCAAACACAGAGAGAUCAAAAUCAGAGUCCUGAUCAUGACUUGGAGUACAGCUCUCAUGUUGAGGCGCUUGAGACUCGUAUAAAAGAAUCAGUCAAGUUGCUAUGGGAUUGUUUGCCGACUGAGGCCCGGAGGAAGGGGGAGGCCUUCUGGAUCCGAGCUAUAUUGAGAUGCGAAGAACCUGGGUAUUUCAAUGAAAUCCAGCACUCGUUCAGGCUCGAGGAUGAUCCAGCAUAUGAAGAAGGAGCAGCUAUGGCUAUGAUGAAGCAGAUACGGCUGGAGAUAGACUCAAAUCCAACAGAAGUCCCUGAGGACUCCAUAUUGUCCCAUAAGGACGUCCAAAUUGGUAAGUCAGCCAGAGGACAUACGCUGGGUCUUUUCAAGACGACCACCCCGGUCCUUGUGGAAUGGAUGUACUACUCUCCAGCAUGGAAAGCUAUCCCACCCCAUGAGCGCGCGAUUGUGAUGGGAUUAAAAGCUCAAGGUUUCCGCGUGAAGCCAAAACCUUCGAGUCUCAGGAUAUUAGAUUGCGUCGGUGCUUUCGAAAGUACCGGUAAAAAGAAAGGUUACGCUUUCAUCUACAAGAUCCCAGGCCUUGAAGACGGGGCCGAGUCCGUUUCCUCGUUUGCGACGCUUCUUCAGCUGCUGGAAAGUCCAGAGACAUACAUAAGCGAGGUCCAGUAUCCACCGACACUUGGAGAGAGAUACAGGCUCGCAGCUAUGCUCGCAAGCUUUCUGGAGCAAUUUCAUUGUAUAGGCUGGCUCCACAAGGACUUCAAUUCGAACAAUGUUCUCUUCGUUAGAAGGGCCACACAAAUCGACCAGGAUAACGGUCUCUCCCCAAUAAUCGUCCAGCCAUAUGUUGUCGGCUUAAAUAAGAGUCGACCUGGCGGAGAUGCCUGGCACACUCAAGGGCCGGCGAGCGGAGAGAAUUUCCAAGAAUAUCGGCAUCCAGGAUACGCUCGCACUGGUCGAUAUCACAUGGAUUACGACUAUUAUAGCUUUGGUCUGAUCUUGUUAGAGAUUGGCUUUUGGCGUCCGCUCCGCCAUUGGUCCCUGAAACAUCCAACGGUGGAUCUUUCUGGACUUCGGCAGGCACUGCUGGAAAAUUAUGUGCCUCGUCUCGGGGCACAGAUGGGUGCUGUGUAUCAGGAGGUGACUCGGUUCUGCUUAAGCAUAGACUCAAGACUUAACAACAUCGACGACGUGCCGAGCGAGGAAGCAGGCCAACAAGAAGGUCCAGAUGAACUUGCACGGAUUAUUCAGAAAAUAAUAGAGCCCUUAGAGAUGCUGGGGAGAAUGACUGUAUGA